Helobdella robusta is the source of this 714-nucleotide messenger RNA. RefSeq lists its product as hypothetical. The transcript is spliced from 3 exons. Bases 1 to 714 code for a protein of 237 amino acids. NCBI's taxonomy places the organism in Eukaryota, Metazoa, Annelida, Clitellata, Rhynchobdellida, Glossiphoniidae. The record is from RefSeq and is a predicted model, not a curated record.
AUGAGCCUCUCAAAAAAUGUGGCCGUCAACAAGCCCACCACGUGCAGUUCAAUUUACUACGGCAGCGGGCCGAACCGGAUGGUCGACGGGGAUGUGAACCCAAAUUUUUUUGCGGGCCAUUGUUUCCAUGGGUACGAUGAUUCUGGGGGGCCCAACUGGGCUGUGGUCGAUCUGACUGAUGUCUACUUUGUGGAUUAUGUCGAUCUGUAUUCAAGAGAGUGUUGUCCGGAGCGGUUGGAUUAUUUUAUAAUUGGGUUAACUUCGGUAAAUUAUUUCGGCCCUGGAUCAAACGUCAUCAGAGGUGACUACCCUCUGUGUGGUCAGUACAAGUACAAGGGGGCCGUCAACGCCAAACUGACCCUGAAAUGCAAUGCCAACCUCCUAUCACCCUAUCGCUACGUCAUCGCCCAACAACCAACCUCAGGGCCCGGAUCUCUGACCAUCUGUGAAUUGGAAGUUUACCCCGCUAUAAACUUUAACUUUAAAAUCUGGAGACGUUACGCGAACCUCCGUCUGGCCGGCUACACAUUUCUCGUGACACACGCCAGCCACGUGGCAGAAUGUUUCUUCAACUGCGCGCCAGGCCUCUGCGAUUCUGUAAACUUCAAACCAGAUGGAUCGCUCUGCGAGUUGAACAGCCAUCUGAAGGGGUACGAUCAAACAAGUUUGAAUGUCAGCCCAGACUGGUCCUUUUUAGAAGUUCAGUAUGUUUGA